Molecule: messenger RNA, 883 nt
Organism: Brachypodium distachyon (stiff brome)
Lineage: Eukaryota; Viridiplantae; Streptophyta; Magnoliopsida; Poales; Poaceae
Product: CASP-like protein 1D1
Exons: 3
Coding region: 101-697 (198 amino acids)
Source: RefSeq, a predicted model, not a curated record
GACCAAGCACAGCUGUGCCACAACAACGUCUUGACACAUUAAAUUGCAGUCAACAAGUGCAAACUCAUCAAGCUAGCCAGCCGCGCGUCCGAUCGAAGCCAUGGCCACAGCAGAGGACAGCGGGAAGACCACGCUGGAGUCGGGGCACGCACCGGCGGCGUCAGCCCCUCCGGUGAGCCUCUUCUCCGCCGACCUAGUCCUGCGGUUGCUGCUAUUCGCGGCGUCGCUCUCCGCGCUCGUCAUGCUGCUCACCGCCAAGCAGACGGCUAUCGUGUCCGUGGUGCUAACGCCGCCGUUCAGACUCGCGCCGGUAGCCGCCCAGUUCAAAGACUCUCCGGCGCUCAUAUAUCUGCUUGUGGCGCUGUGUGUGACGUGCUUGUAUAGCUUGCUAUCGGCGGCCUGCUCGCUUAAGUCCAUCUCCAUGAGCUCGGUUUGCUCGGCCAAGACGCUCUUCCUCCUCAUUCUGCUUGAUGUCUUUUACGCGGCUAUCAUGGCGUCGGCGACCGGCACAGCAGGCGCCGUGGCGUGGGUGGGGCUGAAGGGGAACUCGCACACACGGUGGAACAAGAUCUGCAACCUCUACGACAAGUUCUGCCGCCACGUCGGUGCCUCCACCUUCCUCGCCAUCGUCAACUCCCUCAUCCUCAUCCUCCUCGCUGUCCUCAACGCUUACUCCCUCUACGGCCGCAGCCGCUAGCUGAUCAGAUCAAGCUAGCCCAUCCUCUUGUUAGUUGUCUUGUCGUGCUUGUGAGCUUGCAUGCCAGCAGUCUGGAGCGCUCUAUGAUAUUAAUUGCGAUCUCCAUGUGUGUGUCCGUGUGUUGUAAUAUCAUACAUUAUGAAAGGCUUUAUCUAUAUAUAUUGAAUCGAAAUAGGUUACAAUGCA